Molecule: messenger RNA, 912 nt
Organism: Pyrus x bretschneideri (Chinese white pear)
Lineage: Eukaryota; Viridiplantae; Streptophyta; Magnoliopsida; Rosales; Rosaceae
Product: cyclin-J18-like
Source: RefSeq, a predicted model, not a curated record
UCCAGUUUCAAAAACGCGCGCCCUAAAACUGGAUACUCCAAGGCGGCAUAGAGAGAUGCAGAGGGAGUUCGCUGCGGCGGCGCUGCCUCUGCGAGCGCGCCUCCUUCACUUUCUCAUCGAAUCUGCUCAACAACUCCAACUCGCUCCGAUAGUGAAAUACACCGCACUGUCCCUCUUCGCUCAUCGAUUCUACCCUCGAUGUUUAUCCCGGUUGGAGGAACGGGCAAAUGAUGUGGCAAACUGGCUUUUGUAUCCCUUGAGAGAAAGCAAUUUGCAGCUGUUUGCGCUUGUUUCGCUGUGGAUUUCAACGAAAAUACACACUUCUCUGCAUUUGUCUGUGAAGAUAUUCAAGUCUUUGGGGGACAGCAUCAUCAAGGAGCAACACUACACCGUUCGAGAUUACUUGGAAGCGGAGGUGGUUUUAAUGCAGGAAGUGAAUUUUGAGAUUGGCAUCAACAAUAUUGCUUUUGUACACUUCGAAGAGCUUCUGCUCCAAUUUAAGGGGGUGGCAAAAGUUGGGGAACUUGUGAACUUUGAAGCAGGCAUGGACAUCAUGGAUCUUCUUUACGAAAAGGAGGAGACAUCGAUGCUCUACACCAAUCCUCGCUCUCUCGCUGCAUCAGUCUUGGUUGCUUCAUAUAUCAUCACAGUACCUAAACAGAUGUUGGAAUUUCCUGUUCUUCCUUGGGUUAAGUUUGUAACAGGAUGCGAUGAAGAGUUUAUUCUUGAUACUGUCACAGGCAUUCUUAAGCACGUUUUCGACGCUUCUCGCUAGAUAGGACUUCUGAACAGAGCAGCUAAUAUGGUGUGAAAGUAGUGGAUUUGUUGAGCGGCCAAUCCAAUCCAGAAAGGCGAGUCUCUCGACUGUGGACUUGCGGGAGAAGCAAAGAGUGUGGAGUGAGAGAAAAGCGA